This is a messenger RNA of Condylura cristata (star-nosed mole), 1168 nucleotides long. RefSeq names its product synovial sarcoma translocation gene on chromosome 18-like 2 (gene SS18L2). NCBI's taxonomy places the organism in Eukaryota, Metazoa, Chordata, Mammalia, Eulipotyphla, Talpidae. Gene Ontology annotation, molecular function: transcription coactivator activity. The transcript is spliced from 4 exons. Bases 530 to 763 code for a protein of 77 amino acids. The record is from RefSeq and is a predicted model, not a curated record. Gene Ontology annotation, cellular component: nucleus. Gene Ontology annotation, biological process: positive regulation of transcription by RNA polymerase II.
GGCUGAGACCCAGAUGUUGCCCGGUGUGGCUGCGUACCGCGCCCGCCACUUUCUUCCCUUCUGUCGCCUCUUACCCGCGUGGGUCUGAGAUUCAGGCCGGAUUUGGUUCAGCGGGAAGCUGUGGACAGGGCUCAAACUCCAGAUGUUGACAGCGGGAUGAUGGCGAAAGAGGAGAUGACUUGGAGCCAGUUAUCUGGGUUCCAGUCAGGACUCCCCAGUGAUCUCUGACAAAGCGCUCCUGCUGGUUGAACGCGCUCCGUGCUCGGGUAGCGACCAGCUGACGCCGGCCCCGCCCCGAGACGAGCGUUCCCGGUGCGCAAAUGCAAAGAGUGCAGAGACAGCCUUUGCGUCCUAGGGGCGGGGCUCCUGGAGAAACAGCUCUCUUGCGCGCCCAAUCGCAAAUGACGUUCUUCGCGUACCCCGCCCUCUGCGCGAGAGACCCAAUCAACAUCGACCGCGAACGCGCGGAGGCGGUAGUGCGUCAGGAGUUGCUGGGUCAGUUUCCCCGGGUCCCCGGAGUCUUCGCGGGAUGUCGGUGGCUUUCGUCCCCAACUGGAUGAGAGGCAGGGCGGAAGUCAAUCAGGAGACUAUCCAGCGGCUCCUGGAGGAGAAUGACCAAUUGAUCCGCUGUAUCGUGGAGUAUCAGAACAAGGGUCGAGCAAACGAGUGUGUCCAGUACCAGCAUGUGUUACAUAGAAAUCUCAUUUAUUUGGCUACCAUCGCAGAUGCCAGCCCAGCCAGUGCCACAAAAACAGUGGAAUAAUUCCAGUUGACAAGUAUGAGGACUAAGUGAAAAUAAUCCAUUUCCUAUGAAAUGGAGGGCUUAAAAACACAAAUAAAACCUUUGUGACUCUUAGGAACAUGGGCGAAAAAACUACUAAAUUAACAGUUCUCAAUGUAAAUUUAAAAUUAAGUGGAGUCCCUCCAGUUGUCCUGUUUCCUGAAAUAGGCAUACUGGAUAUCAAAUACAUCAUGGGCAUUGUGAAGCUUUUUAGUUUCAACCUGAAAAGAAACUGAUCAGUUGUUGGCCCAUCAACAAGAAUUGAAACACCUCCCGACUGAGACCCUGCCAGGUCGACCUCUAACCUGUGCUCCCUCCCACUGGUUUAUAGUUGUAGAUGCCCUGACUUCUCUGUCAGGCUGCUUUAAAAUAAAGCGUGCCUUUCCA